This is a messenger RNA of Rotaria sp. Silwood2, 876 nucleotides long. The record is from the annotation of a GenBank genome assembly. NCBI's taxonomy places the organism in Eukaryota, Metazoa, Rotifera, Eurotatoria, Philodinida, Philodinidae.
AUGAAUCAUUGGUUGAUAUUGACUGCAAUUCUUCUUAGCUUCACGGUUGUUCAAGGUUUACAAUAUUCCUUAUUUGGAAGAUGUUCAUAUACAGGUGAUCCACAUCUUUGCCCAUUUUUAUCACCAGCAGGUUCAGGAUCAAAUAUGUAUUUUUGUCAACAUGUUGGAUGGGAAAUACUUCUUCAAAAUCAAUGGGUAUUGAUUGUUGUUAAAGUUGGUCCAAGUCCAUUUGUUAUUGUUGAUUUUAUUAUUAUUUUUUUGGAUGGUACCGGAGGCCUUAAAUGUAUAUUAUUUGGUAGUCUUGGCUUAUUAACAUGUCCACUUAGUUCAUCGAUUAUAUCAAUAACAAAUAUAGGUGGAACAGCAUGGACUCAUUGGCAUCCAAAUGCUCAAUUUCUUAAUAUUCAAAUUUCAUCCUAUCCUUGGAUACUAGGUACACGUUAUGAUUUUGUGAUUCGAGAAACAUACGCUUUAAUUCAACAAUCAACUGGUAUUUGUAUUAAAUUUAAUUGUCCAUUAGAAGGAAUUAUAAUAGCGCCACCUCUAAUUAUUACAAAAAUUUGUAAUAUUUAUAUUUCUUCAGCACAACAACGAUUAAUAGGUCGUGUUGAUGAACGUACCGUUGGUUUUGUAAGAAUUGCAUGUCAAAAUGAUCUUCAACUUUCAUUUAAUCUAAAAUUGGCACAAUCAGCUGUUGCUCUUUUAAUUCAUAUUAGUCUUGACCGAAUCAACGAUGAAAAAUAUCAAGAUAUUGCUGCUAAAGCCGAAGAAAAUAUUAGAGCAGCUCUUCUUGUAGCAAAUCGUUUAGUUGCAACUCUUAUUAAAAAUGAAGGUACAUGUUCGCAGCAACGACGUUGUUUAUCAAUUGAUGAUUAA